Hansenula ciferrii is the source of this 1050-nucleotide messenger RNA. Its product is annotated as Cortactin-binding protein. The record is from RefSeq and is a predicted model, not a curated record. The coding region runs from base 1 to 1050 and encodes 349 amino acids. The transcript is spliced from 3 exons. Lineage: Eukaryota; Fungi; Ascomycota; Saccharomycetes; Phaffomycetales; Wickerhamomycetaceae.
AUGGAUACUACUGUUUCAAAAAACCUCAAGAUACGAUGUCCUGUUUGUAAUCAUGAUUAUGUUUCUUUGGCUAAAAUUGAUGGAAGAUUACCUGGAGAAGUUCAACAAUUUUUUACACCAUUUCCAACUCAAAUAGAACAAAUGUUUGCCGCUUCUCAUUUCCAAUAUUGUGCUCUUGUGGAGAAAAUCAAUAGUCAAUCUAAUUUGGUUGAUAGAUUGGUUCAAAAGAUCAAUAAACAGAAAAGCUUACUUCUUUUGGCAAAAGAGAAAGUAGGUCAAGUUGAUGAAAUGGAAAAUAAAAUCAAACAGUUAGAAAGGGAAAAUCAUAUGCUCAAAUCCACAUCUCUUAAUAGAUCUACAAGAGAAUCACCCAGACCUGAAACCAUAGAUUUAACAGCAAAUGAUUCAAUAGAUCGUUUACCUGGAAUGGAUCAGAGAAAUGUUGUAACAAGGUCAUUUGUGAAUCAAAUAAAACAAAGCUCAACUCAAAGAUCAUUACCAAGUGGUAGUUCAAGACAAAACACCCAAUCUAAUUACGAAUCACAUCAAAAUCAAAAUAACCGUACGUUUGACUUAACAAAAGGUAAAAUGGCAGAAUCAACAAACAUAUUGGGGCACUCGCCAAUAAGUAAAUAUGCUUAUAACCCAAAUUCAAUGGGUUCACAUGGAAUAAGUACUCCAACUUCACAUUCAAGUCAUCAAAUCAUGUCUAAUGGCUCAUAUAAAUCAUCAGAUAGUUCUAGAACCCCCGAGCCUUUUUUACAACCAGUAUCAACAAAUUUUACUGCAGGAAACAAUCAACGUAAUUAUCCUCAACAACAACAACAACAACAACAACAACCAGUUUCACAUGGACUUUCUUCAUCAGGUAAAUUGACUGGUGCUAGAGUCACAAAAAAUAGAGCCUCAACUUCACAACUUGCUCAAAGGUUAUCAGCUCAUAUGAAAAUAGGAAAAGGAACUUCACUGAUGGGGUUAAGAGGUCAAACAAGUGGUGGUAUCAGACCAGGAUCAUCUUUCAAUCAAGGUUCAAUGUUCAAAAAACGGUAA